GGUGGUUUUGUAUAUAAGGACCGCGACAUAUGAACACACGCACGCACACUCAAACGUACACGAUGCUAUAACUGUAUAACUGUACUACAUUAUACAUAUAUUAUCAUCGCUAAUCCUAUAUUGGAAUCGGUUGGGAGAAAACUUUCAAAUGCUCGUCAAUUAUUGUUUCGUUUGUAAUAGGAGACCGCGCGGGCACUCGGACGGGCAGUGCAGUGUGUUCGGACGGCGUUUAACUAGCUUACCAAUACGGGAACAUGUCGGCGAGUCAGAUUAUUAUGUUGUCUUUGUCGUCGUCCGUCGUUCUAAAAAUGUAAAUCAACUGUAAACGGCCGGAGCGAGUGUAGUGGGAACUAUUAGCAUCUGGUUUUACAUAAAAAAAAAGGAAUCAAAAAAGAAGAAACAUGACUGGCACGAAUACGGGAUAUGCAUUUAUGGUAUUUGCAUUGUCGAUAUUAUGGAUGUCUCGCAAGGGAGCUGAAAGUUUUAUGCAAGACUUCCAGCCAUGUACAUUUAAUCCUCUGUGUUCAUGCACCAAGUCAUACGACAGUUUGGGUGAAGUACACUGUGUUGAUGUAUAUUUUCCACGCAUACCACCAGCUAUCAACCGAUCUAGGUUGUCGACACUUCAUCUUAGGAACAAUGACUUGGACAGCAUAGAACCUUACUUCCUCGUCAAUACUGGUCUUUAUAAGAUGACAAUUCAAGACAAUCCAUUGCCAAAAUUAAACGAUGAUUCAUUAUAUGGAUUAGAGCAUUCAUUAUGGGAACUGGAAUUAAUUAAUACUUAUUUAAAUUAUGUCCCAAGUCGGGCAUUACGAAUAUUAUUAAAAUUAAAAGUACUAAAUUUGUCAGGUAAUCAAAUAUCAGAGAUAAAGAUGGGUGAUUGGAAUGGAUUGGAAAAUACUCUAAAAGUUUUAAAACUUGCUAACAACGCACUUACAUAUUUGCCGCAUAGGGCUUUUGAUGGCCUUGAGUCGCUAGAAAACCUUGAUUUGUCUGGUAAUAUGAUUUCGGAAAUACAUGUAAAUGCAUUUCAAGACGGUCCAUUGCAAUUGUACAGACUCAAUUUAGCUGAUAAUUUGUUGAAAUAUAUUCCAUAUAUGCAUUUAACUUCGUCAGCGAUGAAAUUUCUGAAGUAUUUGGAUGUUAGUUACAAUUUAAUUGAAAGUACAAAAGGACCAUUAUUAACAGUAACAUCACGAGGUAGUGGAAGACAUAAGUUUCUUCUAGACGAACUUCAUUUAGAAUACAAUCACAUAAAAAUUUUAGAAAAACAAAGUUUGCAGAAUUUUGAAUCUAUAAAUAAAACAUACUUUAAUGGAAAUCCAAUAACACAUAUUCAAGAUGGAGCAUUUCAAAACACUAAAAUUCGAGAGAUAUUUAUGAUCGAUUGUGACAUUUAUAAUGUAUCAUCUGAAGCAUUCAAAGGCCUUGAAACAUAUUUGCAUACAUUGGAUGUGUCAAAUAAUAACAUAACAGAAUUUCCUAUUAGGAAGUUACAGCAAAAUUUUAACAUGCUUAUGAAACUAGGACUUGGAGAUAAUAAGAUAAAACAUUUAUUUCCUAUUCAUAAUGAGAUAUCAGAAAAGAUAAAGUCAAAUGAGAAGAAAAAAACAAACGAAAAAAUCGUAGCUUAUGAAGAUAAUAAACAAAAUGUUCAAGAAAAAGAUAAUAACCAUCACGAAUUUUAUUCUUUGCAAGAUUUCGAUUUUUCAGGUUGGAAUAAUGGUCCGCUUCAAAUUAAAACCAUUAAUGGUUUUAAAUAUCUUCGCCGGCUUUCUCUAUCAAAGAUGGCUACAUCAUCUUUAGAACCAGAUAUGUUUAUGAAUUUUACUAUUGAUAUGGAGGAACUUCAGAUCACAGGAUCAGAUAUAAAAGUUAUCAGGGCACAUGCAUUUAAGCAUGUCCACGGACUAAAAUAUUUAGAUUUAUCUGAAAAUACGAUAAGCACAUUAGAUUCUGAUGCAUUUAAAGAGAUUGGACAUUCUUUGCAAUAUCUUAAAAUGUCACAUGCUUUUGCAUUUACGUUUAAACCAAUACCAGCGGAAGCUUUACGGUAUCUGAAUAAUUUGAAAUAUUUGGAAUUAAGCAAUAAUCAUAUGCAAUAUCUUCGAGAAUCAAGUUUUCACUCUCAAACAAAUUUAAGAACUUUGAAACUACAAGAUUGCAUGAUAGAGACUUUGCACAAAGGGACAUUUCAAGGUGGACAAGGAGGAAGUCAUAAUAAUCUAGAAGAAAUUUAUAUGUCAUUCAACUUUUUAAAAAAAAUUGAAGAAGGAUCUUUUGACGAUUUGCCAUCAUUAGGAAAGAUUCAUUUGGAUGGAAAUCGAAUAAGUCGCAUUGAAAGACAUGCUUUUACCAAUUUAGAGCGUUUAAGAUGGUUAAUUUUAAGAGGGAAUCAAAUUGAAAAGUUGGAAAUAGAAGCAUUCCAAAAUUUACCUUAUUUACAAGAACUCGAUUUAGCUUAUAACCAUAUUAAACACGUGGACUUUACAUUCUUAGAUCAAGUUGGAAUGCUAUCAUAUUUCAGUAUGAACGUUAGUCACAAUCUCUUAUCAAAACUAUCAUCUAAUUAUAAUGCUUCUACAAAGGACCUCUAUAUACAGUCAAAUAUUAGGGUUUUAGAUAUUUCGUAUAAUAACAUUAAAAGCAUAGAAGACAAAUAUUUCUCUCCAAUGGAAUCAAGCCUAAGUUAUUUACACAUGUCUUUUAAUAAUCUAUACCAAGUGUCUAGAAAUGUGUUUGGGAACUUGAAUAAUCUAUUAUGGCUAGAUCUUGGACAUAACAAAAUCGUUGAAGUUGGAUUUGAUUCCUUUAAAGCAUCAAAAAGACUACAAGUUUUCAUGAUAUCUCAUAAUAAUUUAGCAGAUUUACCUAAUGAUUUGUUUAAAGGAUUCACUGAACUUCGAUUAGUUGAUUUUUCAUAUAAUAAACUUCGGGUGUUGCCAGACAUGUUUUUCAGUGAAGAUAACUUAGAAGUACUGAACAUGGCUCAUAACGAAUUAUCUCGUAUGCCUGUUUUGUCAUUUAGCGCACAUUCUGCGGGCAUUUUGUGUGAUAUGGAUUUAUCUUUUAACACAAUAACAGCAUUACCUGUUUUUGAAAUGUUUUCUAGAUUUAAAUCAUUAAAACGGUUAAAUCUUGCUGGUAACCGUUUGGUACAUAUUGAAGAUUCAAAUUUUGCAAGUUUAAUUCGUUUAACUUAUCUUGAUCUAAGUCAUAACGAAGCACUGAGUUUUGAAAAUAGAGGUCGUAUGUUUUUAGGCCUUGAACAGUCGCUUCAACAUCUUAGACUUAAAAAUAUUUCUUUAACAUCCAUACCAGAAUUGCCACUACCAUCUCUUAUAAAUUUAGAUUUAUCUGGAAACCAAAUAUCAUCUAUUGGGUCAGAUAGAGCUUCUAAUUUAUCAUCAUUGCGGUAUUUAGAUUUAAGUCACAACGAGUUAAUUGGAUUUCCAUCUAUCAUUAUGAAUUUACCAGAGCUCAAUAACCUUAAUUUAUCAAAUAAUCAUAUUUACGAUUUGAAUAAUAGCACUUUAAAUAUGGGCGUUCAGAAGUUGAUUACUUUAGAUUUAAGUUAUAUGCCAUUAGUAUCAUUCGAGACCGGUGCUUUAAAUAAAAUGACAUCUUUACAAACACUAGUAAUUAGUACAUUUGUUGGUAUCAAGGAUUUCAAUAUUCCGUCUGUAAUAUCUGACAUUCAUACUCUUAGAAAUUUGAAUCUUAAAGUUGAUAAGAUAUCACGAAUGGGCAAAGAAUUUAUUGGUUUAUUUCCGUAUAAAUUAAGAAAUUUUACGAUUAGUGGAAAAGCUUUACAUGGUAUUUCAUUAAAUAAUGUAUUUCAGGGUUUGAGAUAUCCAAGUUUGAAUUUGACAAUUUUCAAUACUAGUUUGGAAACAAUAUCAAAUGACAUUUUUCGGCACAUGGGAACUGUGAGAAAUAUUAGUUUAGAUAUUCGAAAUAAUUCAUUGAAAUCUAUAGGAAAUCCAUCCACUAAUACUUCACCAAAUCAUCAUGCUCAAACGUUUUUAACUUCGCUAAAAGUAUCUGGAAACCCAUGGACUUGUGAUUGUAGUAUCGGUUGGAUGGAAGUUUGGCAUCGUAAGAAACGUCAAUUUUUGUGCAAUGAUGAAGACCCGUCAACAGCGCCUUCGAAUAGAUACAGAGACGUCGAACACUAUUCAACUAGUAAAUCUACGUGUUUCAUCAGUGAUGAAGAUCUUGAGAUAGCUGCUUGUGCAGAUAAGAAAAAACCACUAUCUGAAGCUUUUAAAAAUGACAUCGAAUGUGGAUGGGGAGCAGCUGGUAAAUGCCAAUCACAUUUAAUUACUAUUAUUCUUGUUAUAACGGCAUACAUAAUAAUGGUAUAACUUACAGAAUAAAACUAACAAAAAAAAAUCUUACGAGAUUAGGUACUAACAACAUGCGUUGAAAUAUCAAAUAUUAUAAUAAAUAUAAGACAACUAUUAUUUAUUUCAGAUAGCUUUUAUGUAAAUUAAAUCUACUCAUAAAAUAAAAGAAAAUAUUCUAACAUAGUUAAAUCUAGAUUUCUUGUGAACCUGAGAUUAAUCUAUUUUACUUAGUUAUGCAUUUUACUAAAAUUAACUCUAAUAUUUGGUUUUUUUUCAUGACAUUAUCUUCGUAUGAAUUAUGAAAUAACACAUUUUAUCAUAUUUACUAUCAAUCGGUACUUAAAGUAUACUGUAGAUAUGAUCUAAUAAAACUAAUAAAACAUAAAAGAAUCUUUUAAUUUGUUGUAUAAUAAUAAUAUAUUAUUAUUCGAGAAAUAUUAAUAUUUCAAGCAAUUAAGUUAAUUUAAAUAUUAUUAAAUCAUGUUGUGAAAUAUAGAUAUAAAAAUGUAAAUUCCAUGGUUAUACAAAAAGCGUAUGUAUUAAAGCGUUGCUCUAAUUUGCGUAAUAUGGUACUUUCAACUUAUCAUAUUUUUAGAAUUUAUCGUUAAAAAAAUUAAUAAUAAUAUGCGAUCUAAAUAUCUAAUAUAACAAUUUGGGUUUUGAAGGUAAUAUACUCGUAUUUUAAGUAAUGCAAUUGAUUAGUUUUGAAUAAAAAAAUGUAUAUUAAAAAAUUCUCUAAGCUAAUACAAAUACCUAUAUGAUUUAUGUUCUAAUAAGUAAAAUACCUAAUAAAGUGCAGAGUACUUCCAAAAAAGCUUUUUAUCAAUACAAUUUAGAUUUUGAGGUUUAUUUUCCUAGAUUAGUUGUAUAAUUUUUUGGGGAUUAAUGUCAUAUUAAAAAAAUUAACUUAACGUUAAAGUAAUUAUCGUUAAAACCAGCAUUUUUUACUGUAUACAAAGUUAAAUAUAUUUAUUAUUAUUUGUACUAAUAUGUUUUUAUAAUUUUUAAAACAAAAAUAAAUUAUACUUGUUAUUAAUUUCAAUAUAUAAUCAGAAAAAUACAAUCACUUGUUUAAAAAAAAAAUAAUUCUACACCUAAACAUAAAAUUAAUGUACUCUUAAGAAAACUGCCAUACUUAAAACUGUUCAUAUUAAUUUCUAAAAAAAGUCGCUCAUUUAUUGUACUAAAAUUAUUAUUUUUUAAUUUAAUGUUUAUUUAUUUUGUUAAAUUAUUUAUUUAUCAUAAAUGAUUUUACGAUUUUGCAUUAUAUUGCAAUUACAUAAUUUUUUUUAUAAUUAAAAAAAUUAUUUUAUUUUUAAUGAAUGAUGUUUACCACAUACUUGUAUUCAAUUACUUUUCAUUAUAUAUAAAAUAAUACUAUUAAGAUUAGUUUUGUUUUAUCAGCUUGUACCUAUUUAUUGAAAUUCAAUAUGUAUUAUUUAACCGUUAUUCCUUUAAAGUUGUUUUGCUAGUUUAAAUUUAAUGUUUUAACCAAACAAUAUUAUUUUAUAUUUGUCGAUAAUAAUAUUGAAUAUGUAAUACUUAAAGUAUUUUAUUAAAGAAUGAAGUACGACAGUUAAAAUGUGAUUUAUGACCUAUUUUAGACUCCCCUCAGAGAUCACCACCAUUUUACAUCUAACCAAAUAUGAGAUAUGUAUUUAAUUAACAAUAUUGGUCAUAAACGGGAUUAAUUAUUAAAGGGGUUUUGUUUACUUAAAAAUUAAAUUUAUUACUUUAGUCUAUUAAAUUUGAUGUCAUGAUUAUAAUAUCAUUUAACAAGAUGAUAAUAUAGUUUUUAUGCUAUAAACUUGAAUCUUCGUUGAAAUAAUGCUAUGUUUUAAUUUUAAGCAAAUAAAUAAAAACCAAUUGUUGUA
Molecule: messenger RNA, 6226 nt
Organism: Aphis gossypii (cotton aphid)
Lineage: Eukaryota; Metazoa; Arthropoda; Insecta; Hemiptera; Aphididae
Gene: chp
Product: chaoptin
Exons: 17
Coding region: 402-4370 (1322 amino acids)
Cellular component (GO): extracellular matrix
Molecular function (GO): protein binding
Source: RefSeq, a predicted model, not a curated record